Molecule: messenger RNA, 2276 nt
Organism: Podarcis raffonei (Aeolian wall lizard)
Lineage: Eukaryota; Metazoa; Chordata; Lepidosauria; Squamata; Lacertidae
Gene: UCKL1
Product: uridine-cytidine kinase 1 like 1
Exons: 15
Coding region: 368-1972 (534 amino acids)
Cellular component (GO): cytoplasm
Molecular function (GO): kinase activity; ATP binding
Source: RefSeq, a predicted model, not a curated record
GCGUGUUGGCUACUCUCUCGUUCCCCGGGCAGGGCUCCCUUUUCCCUCCUUCUCUCGCUGUUGACACCACACUGGACUUUUUCGGGUCUCCUUGAACACUACCAGUUUGUAGGUUCUCCUAAGCCCCCGGGUGGUGUUUUCCACCCCUUUCCUCCCCUUGUGAUCGGAGUGGCGAGACCCACGUUUCGUUUCACUGUAAAGGCCAGAAUGCAUGUAGUCAACUUCCUAGGGACUCUGAAUUCUUUGAGGCUGCGAUGAGACACACACACACACACACUCCACACGCCAGCUCUCCCAGAGUCAAAAACACCUGAAGCCUUUCUGCCACUUCCACAGUCACCCCAGACCCUUCUCUGGCUAGGGGGAGAUGAACAGAUCCCCUGUAUAUUCGGGGGUGAGGAUUUCUGGCUGCUGGGCCCUCGGACCUGAAGGCAGCAACAGCAGCGCCGAAUCCCUGGACAGGCUGCUCCCCGCAGUGGGUUCCACGAGGUCGCCGCGGAAACGGACCACCAGCCAGUGCAAGUCUGAGCCGCCCCUGCUGCGGACAAGCAAGAGGACGAUCUACACAGCCGGCCGGCCCCCCUGGUACAACGAGCAUGGUGCGCAGUCGAAGGAGGCCUUUGUCAUCGGUCUCGGCGGAGGCAGCGCCUCGGGGAAGACCACCGUGGCCAGGAUGAUAAUCGAGGCCUUGGACGUGCCCUGGGUCGUUCUCCUUUCCAUGGACUCCUUCUACAAGGUCCUGACUAAGGAGCAGCAGCAACAGGCAUCCAGCAACGAUUUCAACUUCGACCACCCUGACGCCUUCGACUUCGACCUGAUCAUCUCCACCCUCAAGAAACUCAAGCAAGGCAAAAGCGUCAAGAUUCCCAUCUACGACUUCACUACCCACAGCCGCAAGAAAGAAUGGAAAACGCUCUACGGCGCCAAUGUGAUCAUAUUUGAAGGCAUCAUGGCGUUUGCAGACAAGGAACUCCUGAAGCUUCUAGAUAUGAAGAUAUUCGUCGACACAGACUCUGACAUCCGCCUGGUCCGGCGCCUCCGCAGGGACAUUGGCGAGCGCGGCAGGGACAUCGAGGGCGUCAUCAAGCAGUACAACAAGUUUGUCAAGCCGGCCUUCGACCAGUACAUCCAGCCUACCAUGCGGCUGGCGGACAUUGUCGUCCCUCGGGGCAGUGGGAACACCGUCGCCAUCGAUCUGAUCGUGCAGCAUGUCCACAGCCAGCUGGAAGAGAGGAAACUCCGCUGGGAUAUGGCAGCACUGGCCUCUGCCCACCAAUGCCACCCUCUCCCCAAGACUCUCAGUGUGCUGAAGAACACCCCGCAAGUGAAAGGCAUGCACACAAUCAUCCGGGACAAGGAGACAAGUCGGGAUGAGUUUAUCUUCUACUCCAAACGGCUGAUGCGUCUUCUGAUUGAGCAUGCCCUGUCCUUCCUGCCUUUCCAGACCUGCACAGUUCAGACCCCGCAAGGGCAGGACUAUGAAGGCCGAAAUUACAGUGGGAAGCAAAUUACUGGCGUGUCCAUUUUGAGGGCUGGGGAGACCAUGGAGCCAGCACUGCGGGCCGUCUGUAAGGAUGUCCGGAUUGGCACCAUCCUCAUCCAGACCAACCGGUACACGGGGGAGCCAGAGCUGCAUUAUCUGAGGCUUCCGAAGGACAUCAGUGAAGAUCACGUGAUCCUCAUGGACUGUACGGUCUCUACAGGAGCGGCAGCCAUGAUGGCUGUGAGGGUGUUGCUGGACCACGACGUCCCAGAGGACAAGAUAUUCCUCCUCUCCCUGCUCAUGGCCGAGAUGGGCGUCCACUCUGUCGCUUACGCCUUCCCGCAAGUGAAGAUCAUCACGACCGCCGUGGACAAGAAAGUGAACGACCUCUUCCGCAUCAUCCCUGGUAUUGGAAAUUUUGGAGACCGAUACUUUGGCACAGACGCACCUCCUGACUGGAGUGACGAAGAAGACCUCCUGGACUCGUAGCAAGCUCCUCUUUUGCAAAGGAACCACUCUGGAGGGAAAGAGGCUUCUGCACUGCACCUUAACCCCCCAAAACGCCCCCCAAACAUUUGCAAAGAGACUAUCGCACUGCACCAUAGUUUUUUCUUACUCAUCUUCCAUCAGAGGCCGUGGCUGAGAGCAUAUUUUUUUGGAAGUGGAGAGGAUGACGAGAGAUGCUUGCUGCCUUUUUUUACGUGCUCAGGAGCGUUUCUGAGCCUAGAGGCAAUGUAUUUUAAUUUAAAGAUUUACUACAACUUAUUUUAUUAAAAAAAGAGAGAAUGUUUCA